Molecule: messenger RNA, 2891 nt
Organism: Ricinus communis (castor bean)
Lineage: Eukaryota; Viridiplantae; Streptophyta; Magnoliopsida; Malpighiales; Euphorbiaceae
Product: microtubule-associated protein 70-2
Exons: 11
Coding region: 484-2361 (625 amino acids)
Biological process (GO): cytoskeleton organization
Molecular function (GO): microtubule binding
Source: RefSeq, a predicted model, not a curated record
UCUUACUACAAGGCGUAUUUUUCUCUCUUUCAAAAGAAAAAAAAAUUCAAAAUUAAUAAAUAAACAUAAAAAUCCUCUCUCUCUCUCUAUCUCUAUCUCUAUCUCACUCUCUUCACUGUAAUAGAUUUAAAUCACAAUCUUUAGAUAGAGAGUAACACAACAAAACAAAAAACAUUUUAGCUUCAGAGUCUACACUCACACACACACACUCUCUCUCUCUCAAUAUCCAUCUGUAAUCUACACAAGCAAACACCGCCUUAAUUGCCAGAUUUAGAUUUUAUAUAUAUAAUACAAACAUUAUCACCUCUCAAUCUGCACUUUCUUUUUUAUUUAAUUUAAAAAGGAAAGAAAGAAAUAUCUUGCAAGAACCAAGUACCUUAAAAUCUCUGUUAAACUUUUUUUAGUUUCUUGAUUGGAAUCAAACUCUAGCAUUUUGGAUCUUGUUAUAUUUGGAUGUGAAGCUAAGUCACUCAGAUCGGAGAGAUGGCGGAGGUUUCCGGCGAGGGAGCUGCGGUGGUUGCUGACCUGAACGGUGGUGCUAACGGAACGCCCUCCUCUCAACAGCAGCAACUGACGGUAUCUGGAUCGUUUAAAGAAGGACCUAAAAGUUCAUCUCGUAGAAGGACUUCAGUUAGACCUAGCUUUGAUGCUGAUAAUGAGUUCAUUACUUUGCUUCACGGUUCGGAUCCGGUUAAAGUUGAACUUAAUCGCCUUGAAAAUGAAGUUAGAGAUAAGGAUAGGGAGUUAGGAGAAGCACAAGCUGAGAUCAAGGCGUUGAGAUUAUCAGAGCGGCUGAGAGAAAAGGCUGUUGAAGAGCUCACUGAUGAACUCUCGAAAGUGGAGGAAAAGCUCAAGUUAACAGAAUCGCUUCUAGAAAGCAAAAAUCUUGAAAUCAAGAAAAUCAAUGAUGAGAAGAAGGCUUCCAUGGCAGCUCAGUUUGCAGCUGAAGCAACUCUUCGAAGGGUUCAUGCUGCUCAGAAGGAUGAUGAUAUGCCUCCAAUUGAAGCCAUUCUUGCACCUUUGGAGGCUGAGCUUAAGCUUGCUCGACAAGAGAUUGCUAAGCUUCAAGAUGAUAACAAAGCCUUGGAUCGCCUGACUAAAUCAAAAGAAGCUGCUUUACUUGAAGCUGAGAGAACUGUCCAAGUUGCCUUGGCUAAGGCCUCAAUGGUGGAUGAUCUCCAAAAUAAGAACCAAGAGCUAAUGAAACAGAUAGAAAUUUGUCAGGAGGAAAAUAAAAUCUUAGACAAAAUGCAUAGACAAAAGGUUGCUGAGGUUGAAAAGCUUACCCAGACAGUAAGGGAACUGGAAGAGGCUGUUCUUGCUGGUGGUGCAGCUGCUAAUGCUGUGAGAGAUUACCAGCGGAAAGUUCAGGAGAUGAAUGAGGAAAGAAAAACUCUCGACCGGGAGCUGGCCCGCGCAAAGGUAACAGCGAACAGAGUGGCCACAGUGGUAGCAAAUGAAUGGAAAGAUGCAAAUGACAAAGUCAUGCCUGUAAAACAGUGGCUUGAAGAGCGGAGAUUUCUGCAGGGAGAAAUGCAGCAACUUCGUGAUAAGCUUGCCAUAACCGAGAGAGCUGCUAAGUCUGAAGCACAGUUGAAAGAGAAAUAUCAUUUGAGACUCAAAGUGCUUGAAGAAAGCUUGAGAGGAUCUUCAAGUAAUACCCGCAGUAUGCCAGAGGGAAGAAGCACGAGCAAUGGGCCUUCUCGUCGUCAAUCCCUGGGUGGAGCUGAUAACUUCUCAAAAUUUACCUCCAAUGGCUUUCUGUCCAAGAGAACACCAACAUCUCAGUUGAGAUCUUCCUUAUCCUCUAAUUCAGUGCUUAAGCAUGCUAAAGGGACAUCUAAAUCAUUUGAUGGAGGCACAAGAUCGCUGGAUAGGGGUAGUAGAGCACUCUUAAAUGGCUCUAGUCCCAAUUGUUCAUUCAACCAACCUUGUGAUGAAACCAAGGACACAGAGGCAGCUAAUAUGUGGAAAGGAAAUUCUGACGAGAAGCCUGUUGAGUUCCCAGUAACAGAAACCGAAGAUACUGUUCCAGGGGUAUUGUAUGAUUUGCUGCAGAAAGAGGUUGUUGCUUUGAGGAAAGCUGGUCAUGAAAAGGAUCAAAGCCUCAAAGAUAAGGAUGAUGCAAUUGAGAUGUUAGCGAAGAAGGUAGAGACAUUAACUAAAGCAAUGGAAGUUGAAGCAAAGAAGAUGAGAAGAGAAGUGGCUGCCAUGGAGAAGGAAGUUGCUGCCAUGCGAGUAGAGAAAGAACAUGAGAAUAGAGCGAAGCGAUUCGGUAGUUCAAAAGGGCCUGUGGGUGCUGCUCAGUUGCUUCCUGGAAGGAAUGUUGCACGUAGUGGGCUAACACGCAGCACUCAAUGACGAUAAAUUCCACGAAGAAUCAGUGAGGCAUAAAUCUGCAUAGGCCUUGUUCUUUAGUUCAUUUUUAAUAUUUUUUAUUUUUCCUUUUCUCCUGUGAUUGAUUAUAAGAUGUAACAUGCAUGCCGAUGACCCUGUUUUACAUUGUAAUUGGCAAAAAAAAAAAAGAAAAGUAAACUCAGGAAACAGUAUCAGAGGAAGUAAAUCAGCAUGCUUCUGACAUAGAUUGUCGUUCCUCUGCUUAGAGUUCAGCAGAACAAGGAUAAGAAAAGGAAGAAAUUGACUAUGGGCUAACCUUUUGUCAGAUUUUUAUUUGAGUGGGCAGUUGGUUGUGUGGUUGUAUAGGUAGCUAUCGGUUUUCCUGUUGUCUACCAUUUUGCAGUUUAUAUUUGUAUUCUGCGGCGCUAGUGUGAUUAUUGUCGGUUAAGUUUGUUAAUAUUUUUGUAAUCAGAUCAAAUACAGAUCUUGUGGUUGUGUUGCUCAUCUAUAGAUUAUUGUUGGUUAUAAAUGCAUCUCCAAGUGAUUAAUGACUA